AUGUCGGGUACACGACCACCGGGAGCCUUCCCGAUCGCCGCGCCCGCACCUUCGUCGGCCCCGAGCUCGACCAAGAACAAGAAGAAGAAGGCCAAGGCCAAGAGCAAGAAGCAGCUCCAGGCGCAGGAGCCGACCUCGCACCAACUGUCGGCGACCCGUCAGUACGACGACGAUCUCGACGAUGAUCUCGACGACGACGACCUGCCCCCGCUCGAGAACGUCGACCACCACCACCUCCACCCGGCACAGCAGCAACACCCGCACCAGCAUCCCGGCGCGGGCCUCAACCCGCGAGACGCACACGCCGUGUCGAAUCAGGGCCCUCACAACGCCCACGUCGCCAAUGCUGCGACCGCCUAUGCGGCCUAUGGUCAACCCCACCCCGGAGCGACACCUUCGGACCUGCUCUCGACCGCGUCGGACCUGUACCGACAAAUCGAGGCCGCCGCGUCGCUCGCCUCUUCGCGUCCGUCCUUUGCCGCCGCCGCUUUCCCACCCCCACCUGGCUCCAACAACCACAACAACAACGGCGCCAACACCAACCCGAACGGACAGAACAACCAGCUCAACGCGAUCCCGACCGAUGACGCGUACUGGACCUCGCUGCCCCAGCAUCUGCGCCAGUUCAUCCGCUCCGCACUGCCGAACGGCCAGCCGUUGCCGAAUGGCUCCUUACCACCCAACGUCAACGGCACCCUCGCCGCUCUCAGCUCGGUCGUCACCGGCGUCAAUGGGCAAUCCCUACCACCCUUGACCCACGAGCAGCUAUCCUCGGCGGCGCAACAGCUUGCGCAAGUUGUCAAUUCGAACUGGGGUCAGCUCGGGUUGGGCCCGAUGCCGGGUGUCGGAGGUGGGGCAGGGAACGGACAGAAUGGGACUGGCCAGAACGGGAACCGUGGGGCGACAACGACGACAACGACCGCGAACGGGGCGACCAUCUCGCUUGGUGCGUUCCCCGUUUCGAUGCCGACGCGUGAACAGAUGGAGCACGCCUUGGGUCAGCUCGGCAAUUUGGGUCAACUCGGUGCUUUCGGUGCCGAUGUCCUCAAUAACCCAGUGGCGCAGCAACCCCAGCCCCAUCCGACUCAUCCCCAUCACCACCCUCAGCAACAGCAGCAACAACUCCAACAGGCGCAGGCGCAGCAGCAGCAUCAUCACCACCAUCACCACCACGAUGACCCACCCCACCUCGACGAGACCGAGGACGAGGACUUCGGCCCCGGUGCGGGUGACCCCAACGGAGCGACGACGCCUUCUCCCAAGAAGAAAAAGAAGAAGAAGAAGAAGACGGGCGUGGCCGCAGCGGUGAACAACACUGCCGAUGCGACGGGCGGCGAUGUGGACGAGCUGGUUCGAAGGGAGACCGACGUCGUUGAUCACGCCGAGGAGUACCGACUCGCUGCUGCACGCUACCCGAAUUACCAGGUGCCCAAUAUGCCGCCCUUGCCGGCACUACGAGGCACUAUUGCGCCCAAGCCGGCCCCACCAGCGGCGGUCAAUCCGGGACGAACGACCGCGCCCCUCGCGAACCUGAACAACAGCAACAAGCAAGCUCGAUUUCCCGCCGGCACAACGCCGAGUAUCGCUCCCCAAGCUGGGCCGUCGAGCGAGAGGGAGAGAAUUCGCGAUUUCUGGUUGGGCCUGAAGGAGAACGAGCGACGGGCGUUGGUCAAGGUCGAGAAGGAAGCCGUGCUGCGCAAGAUGAAGGAGCAGCAACGUACGGGAUGUUCGUGCGCGGUGUGUGGGCGCAAGCGGUCCGCGAUCGAGGAUGAGCUCGAGCAGUUGUACGAUGCUUAUUACGACGAACUCGAGUCGUACGCUCUGCAUCAGCAGCGUUAUCAGACUUCGGCACCGGGCACGAUCUCACCCCCUCCCGGUCCGGGUCCUUUCCCUGGAUCAGUCGACGUCGCGGCUUCGACACCGGCCGUACCGGCCCAGGUCGCUCGUCGGACAGGAGCGAUCGUCAAACCGACGCGGGACCACAAGAACGUUCGACUGGCGGCCAAGAAGAAACCGCCGCCUAUGACGGCGCCGAACGCGACCAAUCCGCAUCAUCAUAACCACCAUGAUGGACCUGCGCAUGGCGAACCAGGUCAUACGCAUUCGCCUAGCUGUCCUCACCACCCUCACAAUCAUCAUGGACAUACGAACCCGACCACACCGGCGACGGCUCAGGCCAAGGCGAAAGGAGCAGCGGUCGAGCAUGAUCAUCAUGAUGAGGAGGAGGGCGACGAGGAGGAUGAGGAGGAUGAGGAAGAAUAUGACGAGGAUGAGUACGACGAUGAAGAGGAGGACGAAGAGGUGCGUUUGGGAUUUUCCCAGUGCUUAAAGGCGAAUGCGGGUUUGUUGAUCCUUCACCCAUACUCAUCGCACAGUACGAUGACGACGAUGAUCUACCCCGGGACGACUUGCCCAAGAAGGUGAAUAAGAAGAACCCCGACGCCGACUUUUUCGGGUUCGGCUCUUCGCUCACCGUCAAAGGUACGUCUUUCUUUCUUCGAUCGCCACCUACCCCGCCCACGAAGAGAACUCGUGCUAAGCUAAUCGCAUCUUCAUCUUCUUCUUGCAUUGCCUUUCUGCGAACCGACCAGGAGGCAUCCUCACCGUCGCCGACGACCUGCUCAAGAACGAUGGGCACAAGUUCCUCGAAAUGAUGGAGCAGCUCGCGGACAAGCGGAUCCAACGCGAACGCGAUGCGACGAUGCUCAUCGACGACGAGGACGAGGACCCUUCGGACGAAGAGGAAGACGACGACGACGAUGAGGAAGAUGAUGAGGACGAUGAAGGCGAUGAUGAGGAUGAUGAUGAGGUCAUGACGGAGGCGGAGAGGAUGGAGGAAGGGCGUCGCAUGUUCCAGAUCUUUGCGGCGAGGAUGUUCGAACAACGCGUUUUGACGGCGUAUCGCGAAAAGUUGGCCGACGAACGUCAGAACCAGUUGCUGCGCGAGUUCGAGGCUGAGCAGAGGCAGGCCGAGGAGGCGCAGGCGAGAAAGGCCAAAGAGAAUCAGAAGAAGAAGGACAAGAAGAAGUGGGUUUCCACUUUCUCCCUUUUCAUUUGCACGGAUGCUGACGGGCGGACAUAUUUUUCGGUCAUGUAGGGAUCAAAAGCAAAAGAAGGAAGAGGAGCGCUUACGCAAGGAAGCCGAACGCGAAGCAGCCGAGAAAGCCGCGCGCGAGGCCGAAGAGGCUCGACUCGAAGAAGAGCGUCGUCGCAGCGAAGAGGCACGCCAGAAACGCGAAGAGGAACGUCGCAAGAAGGACGAGGAACGCCUCAAGCGCGAGGAACGGGCUCGGCAGCUCAAGGAGGAGGAGCGUCGGUUGAGGGAAGAGAAGGCGCGCUUGGUCAAGGAGGCACGAUUGGCGGCCGAGCGAGAGGUCAAAGAGAAGAAGGCACGCGAGGCGGCUGAGAAGAAGGAGCGUGAGGAGAAGGAGGAGAAGGCUCGGUUGGACAGAGAGGCCAAGGAAGCGGAGGCUGAGCGUGAACGGCAGCGUGUGGCUCAAGAGGCCAAAGCUGCUAGUCAAGCAGCUGCCCGUGCCAAGCAUGCACAACAGCAACGGCAGGCCACUGCACCUGCGGCCGCUGCUGCUCAAGCCGCCGCCGCCUCCCGGUCCAAAUCGCCCAAUGCGACUCGAGCCUCCCCUGGAUCCCCGUCCAAGGCUCCUAAUGGUCCUGGUGCCCGCAAGGCGCCGUCCUCGUCCGCUCCGACUCGGCAGCAACCGAUGCGAUCGUCGAACGCUGCACCUGGCCAGAUGCCCACGCAAAGGCAACCUUCGAUCUCGAGCAUGCCGUCGAGCUUGCAGCAGCAUCUGCAGCAACAGCACCAGCAACCGCAGCAGGGUCCGCCGAUGCUUUCUCAGCAACAGCCGACGCCGUUGCAGCAGCGGACCCCGCAUCAGCAGCCGCAACAGCAACAGCAGCCACAACAGCCGCAGCAAGCAAUGCCCCCCUUUAGGCAACGAUUGCCUUCGACCGUGCCUCAGCAGCUGCCGAAUGGCAUUUCUCCCGCCACCGGAACGUCGCGCCUGUUCUCGCCGACACCAAUCGGGCCCUCGCCGCAGCUGUUUGGUGGUCUGCAUGGUCAACAGCAACAGCCGUCAAUGGUCGGCGGAGGUUUCAUGUCGCCGCCGGCCCAGCAGCACCCAAAUCUGCUCGUCUCGCCUGCCGCCUUGGGACGGAACGCCGCCAUCGGUCCGGCACUGCUCUCGGCGGGUGGCUCAAACAUGUCCUCAAUUGUACCACCUUCGACUCGCCCGAACGGUAUGCCAUCGCUCUCGCAGCCCGCUCCGAUAGCACCACCGUCUCUGUCGAACGCGACGAGCCCUCGUCCGCUCCACGUCGGUCCGAUCGGCGGAGUGAUUGGUCGCCCCGGGUCAUCCGUUUCGAGCCAACGCUCGUUGUCACCCCCUCCUCGGGUAUUUGGCUCAUCGGCAUUGCUCGAAGACGACGAGAUCGUCGUGCCGCCACCGCGAGGCGCCUCGAAUGUGCAGCCCCCACCUGGCCCACCUGGAUCUGCGGUGCCAGGAGCCGAAUGGUCGUCGCCGUUCUCGACGGGAAUCUGGGGUGCUCCUGCGAUGCCGACGCCGAUGAUCACGCCCGACCGUCAUUCGAUCGUGCGUGACCGUGCACGGUUGACCUACUUCCGCCUGUUCGAGAAGUACGGCAAUGCGGUGAUCCCGAUCAACGAGAUCCAUCGCGAGGUCGUCGCUGGCUGGCCCGACUCGGGUUCGAUUGAGUGAGUUCUCGGUGAAGAGACAUACCCGAGUAGAAAUAUAGAACUGAUGUAUGCGUGUUUGUGUUGCAGUGUCCCCGAAUUGAUCGAAUCGAUGGCGGUCGAAGGCAACAUCGUUAACGGCGGUGGGACGUUCCUGAUGGACCUGCAGAAUGGCGAGCCUUGCGCGCAAUACGUCGUCUGA
Messenger RNA from Microbotryum saponariae, 4913 nucleotides. Lineage: Eukaryota; Fungi; Basidiomycota; Microbotryomycetes; Microbotryales; Microbotryaceae. The record is from the annotation of a GenBank genome assembly.